AUGCAAUAUUCAGGGAGGCGUCUUUGUGAAGCAGAAGUUACACACUUCUCUCGACACUUGGCUUAUCUACACCGAGUAACAGCCCAUGCCCAACACGUUAUAAGGCUGCACUACGCAGAAUUCCUUGCGCAGAUACUUUGAAGUCCUUUCUCUCAGUGGCUGCUUUUGGCUCGUACUUCUGGCGCUAUACUUAGGACUCCGUGAGAGAACCGAAAAAGGCAAGCAUGACCGUUGUCAAGGCUUUGGCAGCCGUGGUUUUGAUGGCGGCAUAUGUUGGAGGCAUUGCAUACGAUGCAGCUGGCUGCGACUUUAGUGGAAUCGACCUGGAAGGUGCCCUGGACCAAAUUCUUGGCAAAUUGCCCCGGUACCACGCGCCAGAUCAAGGCGGAUUUCGGAGGGCUUUUGCUGGUCUGGAAACUGGCACACUGAACGUAACUGGCCUAGACAAGAUCCGGCGAUACGGACCGCUCCACUCAUACUGUGUCAACGGGACCCGGCUAAUGAGUGUGGAUGUCAUCAACGAUGGUGACGCAACCCUGUCGCUGCCGUGGAGGGCCUGCUUUGGACGAGAAGGCACGCUGAACUUGCGGACCACAUUAUCGCGGUUUACGCUCGUAUUCCGUGUCACAACUGGUGGAUCGUACAACAACGAAGUUCUCGUUGACGAAGGGCCAAUUGUCCCCGUGUUUUCCUUAGACCCACAUAUAUAUAUCAAUGGCGCCGGUCCCGAAGUAAGGAUCGCUAGCAUGACCCUGAGCAAGCUCUUGCCGGCUAUCACUGAAGGAAUGUGGAAUGACUACUUCUUCAUAUAUUUCCGCGGGGCCCUCCGUCAAGCAGUGCGCGAAGUCUCGUCUGUUUGAUAUGUUGUUUACCAUAAGUGCGUUCUCUGUCCUCGAUAAUCUUCUCUGCCUUCGGUUCAUAAGAAAUAAACUUUCUGCACUACA
Molecule: messenger RNA, 944 nt
Organism: Dermacentor andersoni
Lineage: Eukaryota; Metazoa; Arthropoda; Arachnida; Ixodida; Ixodidae
Source: RefSeq, a predicted model, not a curated record